Ostreobium quekettii is the source of this 2307-nucleotide messenger RNA. The record is from the annotation of a GenBank genome assembly. NCBI's taxonomy places the organism in Eukaryota, Viridiplantae, Chlorophyta, Ulvophyceae, Bryopsidales, Ostreobiaceae.
AUGUGGCAGAAGAACGCGUACCUGAAGAAGACGCGGCAGGGGAACGUCGUGAAGGUGGUCAGGGAGCACUACUUGCGCGAUGACAUACCGAGUGGCACACCGCUCGACCCACAGUGCAGCCCUUCCGAUGCAAAACUGAGUGCAGAUGCUAGGCACUAUCUGGUGGUGGACACAAAUGUUGUGCUGAAGGCUACCGACUUCCUUGAGCACAGUUCCAUUGAUGACGUCAUUGUGCCAUCGAUCGUCCUACAAGAGGCAAAGUCAAGGAACUUGAGUGCAUACCACAGAAUCCGUGCACUGGCUGCAGAUCCACAGCGUCGAUUCUACGUGUUUGCAAAUGAAAAUCACAGGGACACUUAUGUGAAGCAGAAGGAUGGAGAGCUAAUCAACGACAGAAAUGAUCGAGCAAUAAGGGCGGUUGUGUCAUGGUACAAACAGCUGCUCGGUGACAAGAUGCAGGUAAUCUUGCUGAGUGGCGAUCGAGAGAACCGUCGACUGGCAAGGGAGGAGUGUGGUGCACAGGCCUGCAGUGUGCAGGAGUAUGCGAGAAUGCGGACAGACGACAAGGAGCUCUUGGAUCUGGCAGCACAUUGGGGACAGCAAGAAUUUGACGAGGAUGAUGAGUCUGAGGGAAAGAGCAAGAAGCGUAGGCGAAUUUAUGAGGACCACAGGCCAUUGUCAUCUUUGACUCAAGGCAUCAAGAAUGGUACACUGCAUCAGGGUGUCCUGAACGUGAGCCGCUACUGCUGGCAUGAGGGCUUUGUGCCAUCCAGCAUUGGCCAAGAAAUUCGCAUUGAAGAUGUCAACAGGAUGAACCGUGCAAUGGCAGGUGACGUAGUUGUGGUGGAGAUAGUUCCUGACAAUGUUGCUAGCCGGAGUGGCAGCCGUCCAGGUGCUGCUUAUGGUCCAGAUGCUGAUGAGGAAGAUGAUGGUUACGAUGUGGGGGACGAAACUACAGGCUUGGAGGCCUCUGCAGUCCAUGGGGUUGACGAUGCGAUCUGCCUGCAAGGCCCUCAAGAUGACGAUUCAUCAACAAAGCCGCCGUCUGGCCAGGUGGUAGGCAUCAUAAAACGCGCUUGGCGAACUCGGGGCUACUGUGGGACGAUCAUGCCGCCGCGCGACGGCAAGGAUUUCGUGCCUGGGCGCGCCAGGUGGGUCAGAUUUCGUCCAAAGGACCGCCGAUUCCCGCACAUGAUGAUGCGCACUGCGCAGGCCGACCAGCUGCUUGGCAAGAACAUUGUUGCAGUGGUUGAAGAGUGGCAGUCGCACAGGCGACUGCCCGACUGCCGGUAUGUGAGGACGAUCGGGACCGUGGGAGACACAGAGGCUGAGACGGAUGUGCUCCUGAUGGAGAAUGAUAUUGCCACAUCGCCCUUCACGCCUGAGGUCCUGGCCUGCCUGCCUCCCUUGCCAUGGGACGUGGGGCCUGCGGAUGUUGCCGAUCCCCACCGCAGGGACUUGCGCCACCUUUGUGUCUGCAGCGUGGACCCCCCUGGCUGUAAAGACAUCGACGAUGCACUACAUGUUCGUCUCCUCCCAAACGGCAACUAUGAGCUGGGGGUGCACAUCGCAGAUGUCACGCAUUUUGUGAAGCCAGAGACUGCGCUGGAUACAGAGGCCGCACAAAGGGGCACCACCGUGUACCUGGUUCAAAGGAGGAUUGACAUGCUGCCAAAGGCGCUUACUGAGGACAUAUGCAGCUUGCGUGGCAACGUGGACAGGCUGGCGUUCAGCGUGCUUUGGGAGGCGACGCUUGAAGGGGAUGUGCUCCACGACAAGACCACAUUUACAAAGAGCAUUAUCAGGAGCCGGGCUGCACUGACUUAUGAAGAGGCACAAACGCGGAUCGAUGACGAUCGCCUGACGGACGACGUUUCCAUGAGCCUCAAGGCUCUGGCUCGAUUUGGACAAAUAUUGCGCAAGAGGCGGAUGGAGAAGGGCGCCCUGGAGCUGGCAAGUCCCGAGGUGAAGCUGUCAAUCGACACUGAGAGUCUGAACCCGACGGACAUCGGGCUGUCUCAGGUCCGGCUGGCCAACAAGAUGGUGGAGGAGAUGAUGCUCCUCGCGAACAGCACCGUGGCGGAAAAGAUCCUGAGUCGCUUUCCCUCCAGCGCCUGCCUGAGGCGUCACCCUGCGGCCCCCAGAUCCAAGUACGAGCCCCUGCUGAAGGCCCUUGAGCCCCACGGCGUCAGCCUUGACGUGACAUCAAACAAGCGCCUUGCCGAGACGCUGGACGGGGCUGUGCUGCCAGGCGAUCCGUUUUUCAACACUAUCGUUCGAAUGAUGGCCACACGGUGCAUGAACGAG